AUGGAAAAUCCAUUGGAUGAAUCACAAAUUUUUGAAUGUUUCAACAAUCUUGCUUUAAAUGAAAAUUUUGAAUUGUGUUGGACACAAAAAUUGUUUUACUCUGAAAAAAUUGAACCCAGAGGUGCUAUUUUAAACAUGUAUCCAUCAAUCAAUAAGCCAAAUGCAACAAUGGUUGUUAGACACUUAAAGGUUAUCAAUAAUAAAAUAUCAACAUCAAAUAUAUGGAGUGGACCAGGAUCACAAAGUUCCUUAUUUAAUUCCAUUAAAAAGAUUUACAGGUAUUUUGAAUCAUUGUGUGGAGAUGUGAAUACUCUAAAUGACUUAAAAAAGAACUUUCCAAGAAAUGAAAAGCUUAUACUUAAUGGUGAAAAUCCAUGUGAAACUAAUAAUUGGGUAAAAGGAGAACAUCUUAUUAAAAAUAUUAAAUCGGAUUUUGAUGAGUCCAAAAGAGCAAUUGUGGAUUAUUUGUUGUCGUUUCAAGAAUUUUUAAAACUAGUUAGUGUGAAAGAUUUGAAGAUUCCAGCACCACCAGUAUCACUGAAAGAUACCAUUUUUAACUAUGUAACAUUUGGUGAUGGUAUAUUGGCAAAUCCGUACCUUUUAGGGCUUUCUUCUGGAUUUUUCAGAAGAUAUUCAGAAGAAACAGGAUUGGACUAUUUAUUUGAAAGAGUUGGUUGUGAUACUCAACCAGAUAUUCUUAAAAUGAUCAUCAGAAACUUGUUAUCUUACUUAUUGGAAAUCCGCGAACUCAAAGAAGAACUCAAGUACAAGUUAUGCUUGAAAUUAGCAUCUGUAGCUAGCAAGAGAGAGGAAUUUGAUAAAUUUGCAAGAGCUGCUGAAGAAUAUGAAGCAGAAAUCUUAAGAGGAUAUUGUGACGAAAUUCAACGAUCAACAGAGUAA
This is a messenger RNA of Entrophospora candida, 900 nucleotides long. NCBI's taxonomy places the organism in Eukaryota, Fungi, Glomeromycota, Glomeromycetes, Entrophosporales, Entrophosporaceae. The record is from the annotation of a GenBank genome assembly.